AUGAACUCCGCCAGCCAAGAUAUCAACUUGAAUUCUCCUAACAAAGGUGUGCUGUCUGAUUUCUUGACUAACAUCCCUGUUGACCCCGGUGUGGCCCCCCGAACUCCAGCUGUAGAGGGCCUGAUAGAGGUGGAGGAAGAAGAGCUUCGGGCUGAGCUUGCUAAGGUGGAAGAAGAAACUGUCACUCUAUGCCAGGUCCUGGCAGCCAAAGAGAGGCACUGUGGAGAGCUGAAAAGAAGGCUGGGCCUCUCUACUUUAGGGGAGCUGCAGCAGAACCUGUCUAGGAGCUGGCAUGAUGUGCAGGUCUCUACUGACUAUGUGAAAAUGUCUGAGAAACUUGGAGAGUGGAUUGAAAAAGUGACCCAGUCAGACCUCUACAAGAAGACUCAAGAAAUCCUUUCACAGGCAGGACAGAAGACAUCUGCUGCCUUGUCCACUGUGGUCUCUACCAUCAGUAGGAAACCGAGAGACAUGAGGAACUCUGCAACCUUCAAGUCAUUUGAAGACCGAGUAGGGACCAUAAAGAUAUGUGUAGUUUUCACCCUUCAUCAAGGAAACCUCUUUCCAACAGUUCGGGGAUCAUUGUGGAAGAGGGAAAGAGAAGAUGGGAAGAACUGGAAGAACAAGAAGUUUGCUGUGGCGGAUCUCAGAUUCUCCAAGCUCUAUGGGGAGGAUCCGAUGGAGAUGUCCAAUUUAGACUUUCUCUCCAUAAAUGUCUGA
Messenger RNA from Peromyscus leucopus (white-footed mouse), 720 nucleotides. RefSeq names its product tumor protein D54-like. Bases 1 to 720 code for a protein of 239 amino acids. The transcript is spliced from 3 exons. NCBI's taxonomy places the organism in Eukaryota, Metazoa, Chordata, Mammalia, Rodentia, Cricetidae. Gene Ontology annotation, cellular component: cytoplasm. The record is from RefSeq and is a predicted model, not a curated record.